AUGGUCAAGCUCGAAGUUGUUGAGGACGAGUCCUUUACGGAUAAGCCCAUGCCCUCCAAGAACGACGCUCUGCUCGUCUCCGAUGACGAGGACGACUACAGCGACACCGAAUCCGAGAUCUCCAAUGAUGAUGACAAUGACUACGAGGUUGAGGAGGAGACUCUCUACGAGCGUAUCUCUGCCCUGAAAGACAUGAUCCCUCCCUCCGCGCGCCGCACUGUCAACAACUCCGUCUCCACCCUCACAUCUUUCACCAAGGCCAGUCUGUCCUUCAGCGGCAAGGCCCUCUGGGUUAUUAGCACCAGUGCUUUCCUGAUCGGUGUUCCCUGGGCGCUUGCCUACGCCGAGGAGGAGCAGUAUAUCCAGAUGGAGCGGGAACAGGGCAUGAUCAAGGGUGCUAACGAGAUGCUUACACCCGGCGGCGAGCCCGAGAAGGAGGCUCAACCUACCCUGUAA
This is a messenger RNA of Penicillium macrosclerotiorum, 456 nucleotides long. RefSeq names its product mitochondrial import receptor subunit TOM22. The transcript has 3 exons. Gene Ontology annotation, cellular component: mitochondrial outer membrane. Bases 1 to 456 code for a protein of 151 amino acids. Gene Ontology annotation, biological process: intracellular protein transport. NCBI's taxonomy places the organism in Eukaryota, Fungi, Ascomycota, Eurotiomycetes, Eurotiales, Aspergillaceae. The record is from RefSeq and is a predicted model, not a curated record.